CUUCAUACACACGUUGCAGCUCACAAUGAAGACAUUACUUCUCUUUCUUUCAUUUCUUCUCUUCAACUCUUUCCUUUCUUUCGCUGCUGAAGAGCCCAAUCCAGUGCUCGACAUCAACGGGGAGGAAAUCCGUCCUGGUGUCGAGUACCACGUCGUGUCCCUCAUCUGGGGUGCCGGUGGCGGCGGUGUAACUUACGGCAAGGGCCCAGGCAAUGAAAUUUGCCCUCUGGCAGUUGUUCAGGCGCCGUCAGAUCUCAAUCGAGGCCAUCCAGUAACUUUUACACCGGUGAACCCGGAAGAAGGCGUGGUUCGUGUUUCCACUGAUUUAAACAUCAAGUUCUCUGAACCACCAAUUAUUAAUUUUUGUCGUGGAUCAAAUGUGUGGAAGGUUCAUUUCAACGAGGCACUCGAACAACACUUUGUACUGACUGACGGAGUUGAAGGGAACUCGGGAUGUGAGACCGAGGCCAAUUGGUUUAAGAUUGAAGCCAUCGGUGGUCUAGGUUACAAGCUUGGUUACUGUCCCGCAGUUUGUGACUCCAGUUCUGAAGCGAUUUGCAAAGAUGUUGGCAUCUAUUAUGAUGACGAUGGAACCAGGCGUCUGGCUUUAAGUGAUCAGCCUUUCCUGGUGGUGUUCAUUAAGAAAAAUGUAGAUAUUCUCAAGUCCGUUACCUCUGCUUAAUUUCAGUUUUAAGUAAGCACAAUAAGGAGCCAUGUAUGCUCUAUCUCUCCAGUGAAUAAUGUAUGACUCUGUAAUCUUGACAGCUUGUACUGCUUUCCAUAUGAAAAAUUAUGGAACUUAUCAUAAGACCUGGAUUUGUUACAACACUACAAAAGACUUCUUACGGGUAGGUCGCUGUAUAGAAAAAGUGGGUGGUACUUCAUAGUUUGACAUAAAAAAAAAGAAAGAAAGAAAGCAUCUUGUUCAUUUGAAAUAGAACAACUUUCAAAUGAUCUUGAUUGCUUUGUCCUUGAUUGCCUUCAUCUGUAUUCAGGCUCUUUCACUAGAUUAGACAAGCUCUAGUCAGGGAAUACAAUAGGUCUAUCCUGACAUGGAAGAAAG
This is a messenger RNA of Coffea eugenioides, 1063 nucleotides long. RefSeq names its product 21 kDa seed protein-like. Bases 26 to 682 code for a protein of 218 amino acids. The record is from RefSeq and is a predicted model, not a curated record. The transcript has 2 exons. Gene Ontology annotation, molecular function: endopeptidase inhibitor activity. Lineage: Eukaryota; Viridiplantae; Streptophyta; Magnoliopsida; Gentianales; Rubiaceae.